Lactuca sativa (garden lettuce) is the source of this 2182-nucleotide messenger RNA. RefSeq names its product nitroreductase family protein. Gene Ontology annotation, molecular function: oxidoreductase activity. The record is from RefSeq and is a predicted model, not a curated record. NCBI's taxonomy places the organism in Eukaryota, Viridiplantae, Streptophyta, Magnoliopsida, Asterales, Asteraceae.
CAUGUUGGCCAUGGAACAUACGAAUAACUUAGGUACUCAUCAAAAUGCAAUCCUUCCACCGUAAAUUCCACCAUCCCCAAUAUCUCCUCCUCCGUCCGUCCACCACCUUCCUCCUCCCUUUCACAACCAAUCUCAGACACCCACAAUCACCACGUUCCACCAUGUCAGUUUCUACAUCGUCCUUACAAGAAAACACAGAACAGUUGCUAAAACAAGUUCUAACUUAUCACAACCAAACCAAACAUUCGUUCACAAACUACGCCAGAGGUCCCCGUGGCCUUGAUUGGGACAACCAACCAAACCCUUUCCGCCGCUACAUCUCCGCCCCUCUCUCCCCUCUCCUCCACCCUUCUAAUUCCGACAGUUCUCCUCUUUACGAUUCCCUGUUCAAUUCUCUGCCUCCUCCAAAACCCAUCUCGAAAACCACUAUUUCCGAGUUCUUUUACGAUUCCCUCGCGUUAUCAGCUUGGAAAUCAACUGGGUUUUCCACAUGGUCGCUUAGAGUUAACCCUAGCAGUGGCAAUUUACACCCAACAGAAGCUUACAUCAUAUCCCCACCAAUUGAAUCCGUUUCCGAUUCUUAUUUCGUAGCUCACUACGCCCCAAAAGAGCAUUCGUUGGAGAUCAGGACUCAAAUUCCAUCUGAAUUUUUCACCAAUUUCUUUCCAAACGGUUCCUUUCUUAUCGGACUUUCUUCCAUUUUCUGGCGGGAAGCUUGGAAGUACGGCGAAAGAGCUUUCAGGUACUGUAACCACGACGUUGGUCAUGCCAUUGCCGCCGUCUCAAUGGCUGCCGCCGGUCAGGGGUGGGACGUGAAGUUGCUAGAUGGAUUGGGACAUGACGAAUUGAAGAAACUAAUGGGGCUUGAUGUUUAUCCGGAGUUCAAAAUUCCAUCAACAACAGUGAAAGGUAAACUUAACGAAAUUGAAUUUGAACAUCCUGAUUGUUUGCUUCUUGUUUUUCCAAACGGAAUUCAAGAAAUCGAUAUAAAUUAUAGAGAUUUAAGCUUGGCCAUUUCAAAAUUCUCCAAAUUAGAUUGGAAAGGAGAACCCAAUUCACUUAGCAAAGAACAUAUAUGUUGGGAUAUAAUCUAUAGAACAUCGGAAGCCAUAAAAAAACCAUUAACUAUAGAGAAAAACUUCAUUAUCGAAUCAUUUCAAAAGAGUGGAAAUUUAAGUGCGAAUUCAUACAAUCCCUUAACUUUAAGAGAACUUGUUAGGAAACGUAGGAGUGCAGUUGAUAUGGAUGGAGUUACAUCAAUAGAAAAAGAAAAAUUCUAUCAGAUAUUACUUCAUUGUCUUCCUUCGGGUUUUCAAGAAGGGCAAAAACGUCAAUUGGGAUUACCAUAUCGAGCCAUGGAUUGGGACAGUGAAGUGCAUUGUGUAUUGUUUGUACAUAGAGUUGUUGGUUUGGCAAAAGGGUUGUAUUUUCUUGUUAGAAAUGAAGAACACUUUGAUGAUCUUAAAAAGGCCACAAGAUCUGAUUUUAAGUGGGAAAAACCAGAAGGUUGUCCAUUGGAGUUGCCUUUAUAUGAGCUUGGAAGAGCCGAUUGCAUGAAGCUUUCAAAACAUCUUUCAUGUCAUCAGGAUAUAGCAAGUGAUGGUUGUUUUAGUCUUGGUAUGGUGGCACAUCUUGAGCCGACUUUAAAGAACAAAGGCAUGUGGAUGUAUCCACGUUUGUUUUGGGAAACAGGAGUUCUUGGUCAAGUCUUGUAUCUUGAAGCACAUGCGAUUGGGAUUUCUGCAACUGGCAUUGGUUGCUUCUUUGAUGAUCCCGUGCACGAUGUUCUUGGGUUAACGGGAUCGAACUACCAAAGCCUUUAUCAUUUCACGGUUGGCGGUCCUGUUGUUGACAAGCGUAUAAUGAGCCUCCCCGCAUAUCCGGGCCCCAUCAAUGACACAUAAAAGGCCCGGUUUACAUAAUCUCAACAACAUUCUUUAGUUUUGAAAGUAAGGAAAUUGUCGGUUGAGUUACAAGAUAUUUAUAAAGUGAUCAAGAGCCCAUUUUAUGGAUCAUUUGUAGAUAUAAAUGCAUGUACAGUAAUGCCCCAAAUAAGGGAUUGGCCUAGCUCAGUAACAUUAACAAUCUUCUUUCUAUAUCUAAGGUAGCGUUUGGUAAUGGGACAAAGUUGGAUUGGACUGAAUAGAACUGGGCUAAACAUAACUAAAAUUGAUUUUUAAUA